UUGUGAGGCGCCUGUCACAUGAGCCUCGCGCCAGCCCCACUCCCCCUCCUCCGCGACUGGGUUGUGUGAAUGAAGCUCUGCCGGCUACGUGGGGCGCUAACUCAACUUGGUGUCUCGGACGCCAGAGCCGAUCGAGCGCGCCUGCCCACCGGCGGGUGGACACGGGUUCCACAGCUCCUGACCUCGGUGACAGAGCAAAUCAAUUGCCCGGAGUUCCAGGUGAAGUUGUGUGCCUGCCCUGGUGAUAACGUCAGUGGAAGCUAUCCAGAGUAAAUGAGGGAAAUUCAGAAAUUGGAGCAUUAAAAGCCAGUUUGGGGCCCUGGUGUCUUGCAGAACAUAGGACCACACAGCUGUGUUUCCAUCCACACACCAUUGUCUUGGGGAGGUGGGGAGCUCCAGGAAGCAUUGAACCAGUGACCCCAGCACAGGAGAAGAUAAGUUCAAGAUGGCCAUGUGGCAGGGAGCCAUGGAUAACAGAGGCUUUCAGCAAGGGAGUUUUAGUAGCUUCCAGAGUAGCUCCAGUGAUGAAGAUUUGAUGGAUAUACCUGGGACAGCAAUGGAUUUCUCCAUGAGAGAUGAUGUUCCUCCCUUGGAUCGAGAAAUAGAAGGGGACAAAUCAUACAAUGGUGGAGGAAUAGGUUCUUCAAAUAGGAUCAUGGAUUUUUUGGAGGAGCCAAUCCCUGGUGUAGGAACCUAUGAUGAUUUCAACACAAUUGAUUGGGUGAGAGAGAAGUCUCGAGACCGUGAUAGGCACCGAGAGAUUACCAAUAAGAGCAAAGAGUCGACAUGGGCCCUAAUUCACAGUGUGAGUGAUGCUUUUUCCGGCUGGCUGUUGAUGCUCCUUAUUGGGCUUUUAUCAGGUUCCUUAGCUGGUCUGAUAGACAUCUCUGCUCAUUGGAUGACAGACUUAAAAGAAGGUAUAUGCACCGGAGGAUUCUGGUUUAACCAUGAACACUGUUGCUGGAACUCUGAUCAUGUCACCUUUGAAGACAGAUACAAAUGUCCAGAGUGGAAUAGCUGGUCCCAGCUUAUCAUUAGCACGGAUGAGGGAGCCUUUGCCUACAUAGUGAAUUAUUUCAUGUAUGUCCUCUGGGCUCUUCUAUUUGCCUUCCUUGCCGUAUCUCUUGUCAAGGUGUUUGCACCUUAUGCCUGUGGCUCUGGAAUCCCUGAGAUAAAAACUAUCUUGAGUGGCUUCAUUAUUAGAGGCUAUUUGGGUAAGUGGACCCUGGUCAUCAAAACCAUCACCUUGGUGCUGGCAGUGUCAUCUGGCCUGAGCCUGGGCAAAGAGGGCCCCCUAGUGCAUGUGGCUUGCUGCUGUGGGAACAUCCUAUGCCACUGCUUCAACAAAUACCGUAAGAAUGAAGCCAAGCGCAGAGAGGUUUUAUCAGCUGCAGCAGCUGCUGGUGUAUCUGUAGCCUUUGGGGCACCUAUUGGUGGAGUGUUAUUCAGCCUUGAAGAGGUCAGCUACUAUUUUCCACUGAAAACCUUAUGGCGUUCCUUCUUUGCUGCCCUAGUAGCAGCAUUUACUCUACGCUCCAUCAAUCCAUUUGGGAACAGCCGCUUAGUUUUAUUUUAUGUGGAGUUUCACACUCCAUGGCAUCUCUUUGAGCUUGUGCCAUUCAUUCUAUUAGGCAUAUUUGGUGGCCUGUGGGGAGCUCUGUUUAUCCGCACAAACAUUGCCUGGUGUCGGAAACGUAAGACCACACAGUUGGGCAAAUAUCCUGUUAUAGAAGUACUCAUUGUGACAGCCAUCACUGCCAUUCUGGCCUUCCCUAAUGAAUACACCCGAAUGAGCACAAGUGAGCUCAUUUCGGAGCUGUUCAAUGACUGUGGCCUUCUGGACUCCUCCAAGCUGUGUGAUUAUGAGAAUCACUUCAACACAAGCAAGGGCGGUGAGCUGCCUGACAGACCUGCUGGCGUGGGAGUCUACAGUGCCAUGUGGCAGCUGGCUUUGACACUCAUACUGAAAAUUGUCAUUACUAUAUUCACCUUUGGUAUGAAGAUCCCUUCUGGCCUCUUUAUUCCUAGCAUGGCUGUUGGCGCUAUAGCAGGUCGCCUUUUAGGAGUAGGAAUGGAGCAGUUGGCUUAUUACCACCAUGACUGGAGCAUCUUCAAUAGCUGGUGUAGUCAGGGAGCGGACUGUAUCACGCCUGGCCUUUAUGCCAUGGUUGGGGCUGCAGCCUGCUUAGGUGGGGUGACUCGGAUGACUGUUUCUCUUGUUGUCAUAAUGUUUGAACUAACUGGUGGCUUGGAAUAUAUCGUGCCUCUGAUGGCUGCAGCCAUGACAAGCAAAUGGGUAGCAGAUGCUCUUGGGCGUGAGGGCAUCUAUGAUGCCCACAUCCGUCUCAAUGGAUACCCCUUCCUUGAAGCCAAGGAAGAGUUUGCUCAUAAGACCCUUGCAAUGGAUGUGAUGAAACCCCGGAGGAAUGAUCCUUUAUUGACUGUCCUUACUCAGGACAGUAUGACCGUGGAGGAUGUGGAAACGAUAAUCAGUGAAACUACUUACAGUGGCUUCCCAGUAGUAGUGUCCCGGGAGUCUCAAAGACUUGUAGGCUUUGUCCUUCGAAGAGAUCUCAUUAUUUCAAUUGAAAAUGCUCGAAAGAAACAGGAUGGGGUUGUGAGCACCUCUAUCAUUUAUUUCACUGAGCAUUCUCCUCCAAUGCCACCUUACACUCCACCCACCCUGAAGCUUCGGAACAUCCUGGAUCUCAGCCCCUUCACUGUGACUGACCUUACACCCAUGGAGAUCGUAGUGGAUAUCUUCCGCAAGCUGGGACUGCGGCAGUGCCUGGUUACCCACAAUGGGCGAUUGCUGGGAAUCAUUACCAAAAAGGAUGUGCUAAAGCAUAUAGCACAGAUGGCAAACCAAGAUCCUGAUUCCAUUCUCUUCAACUAGAAUCAUGGGUUGUUCUGGAUAUAAGACAGGAAGGACAUUGCACCAUGGAUAUAUUUUAUUAACUGGGUACCCAAAAACACAUUUCCCAUAUUUGGAUGGUGAAGUCCUAAUUAGUGUGUUGUCUCUUUCCUAAAAGUUAACCAGUUGCACUACAUAAUCUCUGGAAAUUAAUCUUCUCUUUAGGAGAAAAUACAAUUAGGCUUCUGUGAUCUUUGCAUUAGGAAGAUUUUGUGAAAGAGUAUACAAGAUUGCUAUGGUUUAAUCAUAUUUGUGUUAAGUAUUUUUUUUACUUUUAAAAAGAACUGUUAGCCAAUAUGAAAUCCCUGAAAACUAUGCAAGAAAAAUUCCAGCCGUCCUGACAUAUAGCCUGCAGGAAAUUCAUAAGAAAGUCACUUUUGGGGGUGAGAGGAAACCUGUUAUUGGUGGAAGAUGAAGUGUAAACUUAAGGGGCUUUGCUUUUUCAAACUACAGAAAAGAAAGCCAGAAGGAAAAAAAAAAUAGUCAUGGUAUUUUCUAGACUGUGAAGAUUCAAUUCCAAUGUUAUCCUUGUUUCUGUUACAACAUUUAGCAUUAUUAGUUUGUUAUGUGUGUAUGUGUAUGUUCAUUUUAAUUUCUGAUUAUAAGAGAAUGCUGCUUUGGUUAAUCUCCUCUAAAUGAAUUUAGAGAGGUUGACUUUUAUAGCUUGCUUGUUCCUGGUACUCUUUUGAAGUGCACAAAGAUAAGUUAUAGAGCUUUCUCCUUGUCUGCAAAAAAGGGUAAAUUUCCAGAUGGUAUUUGUUAGCUAGUAGACAAGGACUUUGCCAUGCAUUUGUUAAUCACAAGUAAUAAUUUUUUCCCCAGCUUCCUUGAAACAAUUAGUAAAGUUUUAAGCAAAGUCAAUGACUAGGAAUUUCACAUUUUUGUGAGGUCCUAACUUUCUCUUACCCAGACGCCGCCUCCAUGAGUGAUGGUGCUUUAGGCUUCUGGAAUAUGUAAGAACAGUAAAGGGAAUCAAGUCUAGACUGCACACUGGUAAACCAGGGAAGAUUCAGAGUUGCAUCGGCAUCCUCAUGCAUUCCUUUAUAAAGACCGCCAGAAUUAAAUAACUGGGCAUUCAUGCUCCUCCCAGUGAUAAAUAUGUAUAACAGGCCAGUGUUGUCCCCAGGAACAUGAAUUAAGCUUGGGAUACUUUGGAAUUAUAUUGAAGGUAUUGGAAGGGGAUAGGCCUCUGUGACUCCCUUGAUGGUCCUUAGAAUUCUAAAUAAAAUGCAGAGCCAUCCUAAGACCCCAGGGGUAUAUGGACAAGGCCUGGUGUCACCAAAGGUGCUUGUAUCCAAUUGAAAAGGUGCCUGUCUCAAUUUCAUACCACAUUUAUUGCAAUUUUAAAAAAUCACACUAUAGGGACACCAAGUAGAAUUAAAGAACCACCACCAUCAUUCCAACCACUAUUUCAUUUUUCUAUAGUUUUUAUCUGUGUGCAAUUACUCCCCUUCCAUUUGAUUCCCCUUCUUUCUCCUCAGCACUGAGUCUUCUCUUCUACGGUUGAAUACUAUGCCUGGUUAAUCAUUCCUAAUAACAAAAAGGAGCUACUAGGGCUAACUGGCAAGUCAAGGCUCAGAAGUCUUAAACACAUGGACUAGAGGACAUACAGCACUUUUCUUUGCCUUGUGGCCAAGUUGCUGCUGCCAUGCUCCCAUUUCUGCUCCCAGAUGCCCAGGGCAGUGAGGCUAUGUUAUCAGGGGUGAGUGUUCAGCCUUGUCCAUUUUACAAGUCUGUUCCCAAGACUUCCGGUCAUCUUUCCAGGCCAGAAACAGCAAUCACUUGGCCCAUUCCCCUGGACCCACUCCACCUUCAAACACUCCAUUGUACCUCAUUUUAAAAGUUAUUUAUUCCCCUAGUCGAGGACUUCUUAGUGCUAGGUUUUUUCUAAAACCUGAAAAUCUUUUAUUGCUCAGAGCUGAGUAGCCAAGGCUUAUUCUUUUAUUUUUAAUCUUUAAAAUAUUAAGGCAACUCCCCUCUCUACUUUUUCCUUUGAAGUAUUAUCAGUCUAGCAUUUUUAAUGAGAAAAAAUGUUUCAGGGUAUAUAGUAUUGUAGUUGUGGUUUAGUAAUUUUAUAUCCUUUGUCCCUUCCAUAUAUAUCGCUGAGAUAUGAGAUAAGACUCUGUUUGACCACUCUAUAUAUUAUGUAUACAUCAAAGUUCUUAUCUGUAUAGUUUUGGUUCAAUACCUAUCCUCAUUAGCUGUCCUUACCCAUGCAAGUUUGCAAAACUGGAAACGUUACAUGCCUGGUAUCUGAUGGCAGAGGAGAGGUUUGCUCUUAUUUCAUAGUACAGCAGCAACACAGAGGGAGUCCCAUUUGCCUUUGUUUCUUCUCGGCUUUGUUCUUGAUUUUCGACAGAUGAGCCAGUGUUAAGGUGCUACUUCAGAGAAUACAUUCAAGAAAUCAGACAACACUGUGCCAAGGUAUACUUUCUAGAUGUUAAGCACCAAUUGGCCCUCAAGAGAAUGACAAUAUUCCUUUGAUACCUCAUUCCUGAUAGAUCACAUUCAUUAACCUCAGCUGCUCAGGAAUCCUUUGUAGCUUGUAUGCUAGAUAUAGUGUCUACUCUAUGUCCAAUCCUAUGAUUUGGCUCAAAGGUUGGCUAAUUGUGGCUAGAGUACUCUAUAAGACUGCUAGCUCAGCACUCUGAUACUCAGUGGUUUCCGUCUUGAGGUUAAGGAAAGUAUUCUUCCUGCCAUUACAAUUCUAGCAAUGAGACAUCCUUUUAUUCUUCUUUUUUUGUGCUGGGCCUGAGGCUUGAACUCAGGUCCUAGGCACUGUCCCUGAGCUUUUUCAUUCAUGAAGUACAGCUCCACUUCGUGCUUUUGAGGUCAUUUAUUGGAGAUAAGAGUCUCAUGGAAUUUCAUGCCUGGCCUGGCUUUGAACUGUGAUCCUCAGAUCUCAACCUCCUAAGUAGCUAGGAUUAUAGUAUGAACUACUGACACCCUGAAGAGACAUUCGUAAGCUCCAAACCAAGCCAAUAUAGGGAGAGGGUGACAAUAGCCUCAAAGACUACAUACCGCAGUGGCCAAAGCAAGAUAGUGUAUUUUGAUGUCACAAAAGACAAUUGCCUGAUACAAGGAAGGGUUUAGGAAACAAUGCCAAUAAGUACUUUAACAGAGUUUGGAUUUUCUAAGGAAAAAUAUCCAGUGGGCAUCCAGCUACCUAUGAAGGGAGGGAGGGGCAGCCCUUAGAAUUUAUUUUUUAAGUCUAACUGCUGCACUUUGUGUCUUCAGCUCCUCAAUUGAAGGAAUCUAAGGAAGCUGAAACAGUUAAUGUGACUUAAAUUGGAGGGAAGAAGCAGAGGACUGAUGUACAAAAUAAUAUCUAUGUGAAAGAUAAUUUCUAUUUUGAUGUUUGGUUAGGAGUGAGUUGCAACACACUCUUUCUCUGGCCCCAGUGUCCUGGCUCAGUCCCACUGUAGAGUUAAUCCCUAAAACAUACUCUGGUAGAUUAUCUGACAUUUGAGAUUCUUGAAAUUGGACAGCUGGAAGAGCUAAUUAAACUGCAAAAGAGUUCGAUUGUGUUGGCACUGAAUUUGGAAUCUAAACCAUUUAAAGGAAGAGCAGCAUCCUUGUAAAAUAUCUCUAAAUAAGUGAAGUGAACUUAAAUGUCCUAAAACCUUCUUUUCUUGGAACUUCUUUUGGAUUCUCUUUGGGGAGGAAAUCAAAACUGUUGAGAAGGGCCCUGGUAAGAAAAUAUACGAAUGGUGUCAGGUGGUAUGGUAUGAGGAAAGCCAUCCUGUGCUCCAUACCAUGCAUCCUCACAUUGGGAUGUAUAGAAAUUGCUUGAUUCUGGGACUUGAAGGAAGAAAUAGGUGAAGUAAUCUGCCAAGGCCAGGAUUGCCAAACAAACUAGAGGCUCAAAGUGAUGUUUGGCUCAAGGGUAGUUUAGUUUUAUGGAGUGAGCGGAUUUAAGACAUUAGCUUAUGAAGGAAUAUACCAACUAAAUGGAUCUCUGUCAGCCUUCCUAGUAUGUCCAUUAUAUGUUGAAAAGAGAAAGGUGAGAGCUCCUCAAGGAGCAUUCAGGAGCCAUGUAAAUUUGAAGCUUAGGUUCAGAGGACAGGGUGCUUGCUGGGCUUUUCUUUGAUUGUAGUCUUUUGCUCCAAGGUGAGAAGUGGGAAAAGUGUGUAUUAGCAACUAUUAAUUUACUCCCUCUACAUUUGCUGGCCACAUUCUCAUUUCUAAAUAUCUGGAUAUGGAUAAAGUUUUGAAGAGAUACCAGACACAAAAAUGGUGUUUUGUUUUGUUUUUCUUCCCCCAUGAUGAUAGUCUGAUUUUACCAAAAUCCCCAAAGAAAGAAAAUGUAAUGUGUACAGCUUGAUUUCUUGGAUGUGGCCUAUCAAAUCAUCAACCCAGCCCAUCUUUGCAGUCAUAAAUUUCUACCUCUUAAGUUCCUACCAAAGGGUCUUCAGCCUCUAUGUGCACACUCAUCAAAUGAAUGCCUUGCCUAAAGUUUAGUCCAUUGGGAAGAAACAGCAUUUGGUGAUUUUUAAAAUGAGGUAAAAAUAAAAUAACAGUUUCUGCCUCUCCUCUUAUCCCCUCUCAAACUGUCUCACCCCCUGCCCCUACCCCCACAAACCAUGUCCCAGAUUCCAGUAUCUCUUCGUUUUUGUUUGAAUGUGGGCCUUGAUGGGGAGGGAGAGGAUGAGUCUAACAACAAGGAACAGAAACCUCUCAACGUUGUGGGAGCACCAGUGAUUUGCUAGUUCUGCUGUAGAUGCCAAAGGCUGCUACCUUACUUGUUGGGAGUGUUAAGGGGUUUAGCAUAAGACAAAUCUAUAAAGUGUUUGUUGAUAAAGCUUGUUAUGAGCUACUAGUCCAAAUGUGUUGGGAUUCAGAGGCAGUCUAGGAUUUAAUUAGGGAAAUGCCCAUCUGGCAGAAUGGGAAUGAAGAUGUUGCCUGCAGUGAUUUUUGGAGGUGGAGGGGGAUGCUCAGCCUCACUAUCAUAUCAAGGGUACCUCAGAGUAUACAAUCAUUUAAGAGUGCACCUCCCUUCUGUCAUUUCACCUUGUUCUUCAUCCUCCUUCCCCAUUAUCCUGCCUUUUUAGUACUCAGCUUUAUAUAUAUACAUAUAUAUGUAUAUAUAUAUACACACACACACAAGUAUUUACUUUUUUAUUAUAUAUUUGGUCCUUUGGGACUGUGUAAUGAUUAAAAUUUUAUUCCAUUCAAGAUAACAAUGAUUUGUGUAAUGACAUAUUUUUUCAUUCUCUUAAACUGUCUUUUGACGCUAUGCUGCUAACCAGGUACAGGCCAGAAAGGAGUUGGGCCUGACAGCAUCUGGAUCAUGUCAUCUAAGAGUGACAGUGAUGUCAUGAUGGUGACUCUUCUUCAUUUGACCAAGGCCAACCUCCUGCUCUUACCUCUGCCCCUUCAUUUCUGGCUAUGGGAAAUAUACCAGCUGUUAGGUGAGCCAUUGAAAACGGGAGGAUCAGAGGAGCCAGGUUUCAUCCUAUGGGCACUAUGAGAAUUUCUCCAUAGUAAGCUCAUUUAUCGGGCUGGCUCCAAUGGAAGUAGCCAAAGAAAACCUGUCUGACUGGACAUUUUAAUUCCCAAGAGUUGGUCCGAGUUCAGCGGAAGCUAAUAUAUACACAUCAGCAGUAGUGAGGCAUCUAGAAACUAGCUUCAACCAAAGCUAACAGAGCCUGAGUUUCCACAGGAAACUUGGUGCUGAGCUGUUUAGAGCAGUUAUUAUCUGAGUGUUGCCAACCCUUCAGCCAUGCUUUCGUAGCUUUAUCCUCACCUGUUCGUAGACACAGCUUGAAUCAAAGCUGUGGCUUACUGCUCACAUUGUUUUUGCUCCCUGGUCAUGCAUAGUAACAUAGUGCAAAAACAAAGACAUGGACUGGGGAGCUAGGAGACCUGGUUUCUAUUCCCUAUGCUUGUACUAACUAGCCUCAAGAUCUUAACCGCUCUGUGCCUCAGUGUUCCCAUCUGCAAAAUGGGGAUAGUGUUAAUUGCCCUACCUACCUCACAGGGUUGUUGUGAGGAUAAACUGAGACAAUGAAUGGAAAAGUACUUUGCCAAGUAAGUGCUAUGCAAAUUGUAAGAAAUGGAAACAAUCACGUUAAAGGCAAUGGAAUGGACAUUGGCAGAAGGGUUAAUGGGAUUGUCCAGCCCUUUCUUUGUGUGGCUUAAACCCAGGUCGCCAUUGCUUUAUACAUUUUCACUUAGCACAGAUUUGUAAUUAUGCAUGUAAUAAAGCACAGCCUUAUCCAA
Messenger RNA from Dipodomys spectabilis (banner-tailed kangaroo rat), 9136 nucleotides. RefSeq names its product chloride voltage-gated channel 5 (gene Clcn5). NCBI's taxonomy places the organism in Eukaryota, Metazoa, Chordata, Mammalia, Rodentia, Heteromyidae. The record is from RefSeq and is a predicted model, not a curated record. The transcript has 15 exons. Gene Ontology annotation, cellular component: membrane; early endosome; synaptic vesicle. Gene Ontology annotation, biological process: chloride transport; transmembrane transport. Bases 446 to 2896 code for a protein of 816 amino acids. Gene Ontology annotation, molecular function: voltage-gated chloride channel activity.